AUGCUUGAGAGUCUAAACAAGAUUGAUCUUUCCGGUAAUCACUUGGUUACUGAUAAAUCCCUUUUGUCUCUAUGCCAGCAUUGCAGAUCAUUAGAAGAAAUUUCAUUUUUCACAUGUUUUAAGAUAACACAAUUUAGAAUUGCUUCUGCAUUCCGAAUGAGACCAUCUUUGGCUUCCAUUUCCUUCAACAUUGAAAAGAAAAGAAUACAUGGACCUGGUUUGACGCUCGUGCCCAUUAACGUGGAUUUGAUCGAUUCGCUCGCUAGUUUGAAAAGAUUAAAUGUUGUUGAUUUGUCAAACUCUUUUAUCUCAGACGAGUUUCUUAUUUCACUUGCAAACAGCGCUGGUAAUUUUCUGAAGAAGCUUAUCCUCCAUGAUUGUUGCAACUUUACAUUUUCAGGAAUCUCUUAUGUGUUAUCCAAAUGUCAAUAUAUUCAAUGUCUAGAUCUUCGAAAAGCCGACUUUCUUACGGAUCAAUGUAUCAAGAAGUUAUCUAUGUUUCUUCUUAACUUGACCUCUAUAAACCUUAGUGGGUGUUUCCAGCUGACAAACUCAACCUUUUUCAUUCUCACAAAAUAUUGCCAGUUACUCAAUGAGAUCAAAAUGGAGAGAACAUAUAUUGGGGUAGAUGGGGAGGAAGAUUUCAAUUCCAUGACCGAUUUUUCCAUCAACCUUCAAGUAAAAGUGGUUUAUUUCGGUGAUAAUGUUUUACUGAAUGAUGUAAGUUUAUCAAAAUUUUCUUCCAUUUGUCAUAAUUUACAAUUUCUCGACUUAAGUGCCUGUGAGGGCAUCUCUGAAGAAUGUGUUGUUGAGGUUAUGAAGAGAUGUAGUAAGAUAAGGCAUUUAAAUCUUUCCUAUACAGGAAUUGAAAAGUUUCAGAUAAACUUUGAAAUUUUACAAUUAGAGGUGUUGAAUUUUUCAGGGUUGAGAAUUCAAGAUGAAACAUUGUUUAUAAUCUGGAAAUUGUGCAUAGGACUAUUGUCUCUAGACAUCCAAAAUUGUUGCUAUAUCACAACUAAGGGUGUGAGGGAAGUAAUAGAAAAUUGCAAAGGAUUAAAAGAGUUAAAUUUAAAGAACUGUCAAUUGGUGGAUGAUGAUUUUGUAUUUAUGCAAACUCUUACAAAGCCAUCUUUGAGAACAAUAAUAACGCCUUCUGGUGUUAAUGUUUAUUACUGA
Molecule: messenger RNA, 1176 nt
Organism: Lathyrus sativus (Indian pea)
Lineage: Eukaryota; Viridiplantae; Streptophyta; Magnoliopsida; Fabales; Fabaceae
Source: the annotation of a GenBank genome assembly